Cynoglossus semilaevis (tongue sole) is the source of this 1516-nucleotide messenger RNA. It is a transcript of the gene rab27a, whose product is annotated as RAB27A, member RAS oncogene family. The transcript has 6 exons. The coding region runs from base 244 to 903 and encodes 219 amino acids. NCBI's taxonomy places the organism in Eukaryota, Metazoa, Chordata, Actinopteri, Pleuronectiformes, Cynoglossidae. Gene Ontology annotation, molecular function: GTPase activity; GTP binding. The record is from RefSeq and is a predicted model, not a curated record.
CGGUUUCCUCCUCGGUCAGUAAUCACUCCUCCAUGGGGAGGAGCUGUUUCUCAAACACGGGCUCUUCCAUCUUCAUGAGGCUGCUUACAGCCUGGCCCAUGGCGCAGUGACGACGUCUGUAACAGAGUCUCCAUCAGUGUGUCACUUUUUGUGUGUAAAAAAACAAGUGUGCCUCGCUGUAUUCGUGUGUGUACUGUCUCGACGGCAGCUGCGACGCCUCGGGGCCGAAAAUAAAGACUCAUUAUGUCUGAUGGGGACUAUGAUUACCUCAUCAAAUUCCUAGCCCUUGGUGACUCAGGCGUGGGAAAGACAAGCUUCCUCUUCCAGUACACAGAUGGCAAGUUUAACUCCAAGUUCAUCACAACAGUGGGGAUAGACUUCAGAGAAAAAAGAGUGAUCUACAAAUCAAGUACAGAGGGCUCUUCAGGGAGAGGACAGAAGAUCCACAUGCAGCUGUGGGACACUGCAGGACAGGAGAGGUUUCGGAGUUUGACCACUGCAUUCUUCAGGGAUGCAAUGGGUUUCCUCCUGUUGUUUGACCUCACAAAUGAGCAAAGUUUCCUCAAUGUCAGAAACUGGAUGAGUCAGUUACAGAUUCACGCAUACUGUGAAAAUCCAGAUGUCGUUCUUUGCGGCAACAAAUGUGAUUUAACAGAUCAGCGAGCGGUCAGAGAAGAAGAGGCUCGAGAGCUGGCAGAGAAAUAUGGAAUUCCAUACUUUGAGACAAGUGCUGCAAACGGGCAGAACGUGAACCAGGCUGUGGACGUCCUGCUAGACCUCAUCAUGAAGAGAAUGGAGCGAUGUGUCGACAAGUCCUGGAUCCCCGACGGAACAGUGAGAACGAACGGACCGAUUGACUCAGACAAUCUGGAGAACUCAGACAAGAGCAAAUGUGCAUGUUAGAAUUCUAAGGGUUGAUUUGAAGCCCAGUUUAGUCCUGACAGUGACAUCGAUCCUAAGACAGCCUGACCAACAGUGGCAGCGUUAAGUACGACUUUCUACACCAGAUUUUUAACAUUAGCAUGAGUCUCCUUUGUGUCUUCUGCACGUCUCGAACAGGAAUAUCAAUUUUCCCAAAACUAGACGUCAAACUAAUUUUCCACACGGCACUGUCUGAAAUUUUUUGACAAUAUAUUCAAAUCACAUGAGUCCUUUUGUUAGAAAAAUGCUAUUGUUGUUUUUUGCCUCUGUCUGGGCUAAAGCAAAGUGAGUGAACCUUCAUAUGACGAGACAGAGGCAUUAAAACAGCAGAAGACAAAAAACAUGCAUUAAAAAAAUCACUUUUAUCACAUGUAUCACUAUAAAUGCUUCGGUUUCAUAUUUUCUGAUAAGAGGUUAAACUUACUGCCACCAAUAUAAUAUUGUGUCACUGUCUUCAUUUACUCAUGGGCCAUGUAGUUCACACAAAAACCAAUUAAAACAAUCAGAGGUGAAGUUUGACUUUUAAACUUUUCCUGCAAUUUUUGAUAAGAAUUUAAUUUGAAUUAAUUAAUAAAUAAUUAAAGCAUCAUUGAGC